AUGAUGGAGACCACAACAGCUACACCCUUUGAUCACAUUAAUUCAACAUACGUAUCUGGUGGAAAUGGAUCCAUGUACUAUACCACUGAUAAAUACAAAGAGCUGAGACAGUUCCUGAACAUCAUGUCUCUCAUUGUUUACUCUCUGGCUUUUGUUCUCGGGGUCCUUGGAAAUGGAGUGGUCAUCUGGGUGACAGGGUUCAAGAUGAAGAAAACAAUUAACACAGUUUGGUUCCUCAACCUCGCUGUGGCCGACUUCCUCUUCACCGCUUUCCUUCCCCUGAGUAUCACAUACAUGGCGACGUCUUUUCACUGGCCUUUUGGCAAAUUCAUGUGCAAACUAAACAGCACUGUGAGCUUUCUGAACAUGUUUGCCAGUGUUUACAUGCUGAUGGUCAUCAGUGUGGACAGAUGUGUGUCUGUUGUGUGGCCAGUCUGGGCUCAGAACCACCGAAGUGUGCGGAAAGCGUCUUGUGUGAGCCUAGGUGUUUGGGUUCUGGCUCUGAUCCUCAGUGUUCCGUACUUCAUCUUCAGGGACACUGCACUGUCAUAUCACAAUAAAGACAUCAUCAACUGUUUCAAUAACUUUGCCUUUUCUGAAGACUACAAAACUCUGUCUGUGAUUCAGCUGCGUCGCUUUCGUCAUCGGGCUACGACCAUUACUCGCGUCCUUCUGGGAUUUGUGAUCCCCUUCACAGUCAUCGUCUCCUGUUACAUUGUAAUAAUCCAUCGUGUCAGGAGCAACAGCAGCCUGUCCAGUCACUCCAGUCGCCCCUUUAAGAUCAUCGCUGCUGUGAUCACCGUGUUUUUCUUGUGCUGGGCUCCGUAUCAUGUCAUGGCUCUUACUGAGAUGGUUUGUCACACGGCCUCUGAGUUCAGUGAAACAUUAUACCACAUCAUCACUAUUGGAGUACCAUUAGCCACCAGCCUCGCCUUUUUCAACAGCUGCCUCAACCCUCUGCUCUACGUGUUCAUGGGCCAGGAUUUUAAGGAUAAAGUUCGCAGAUCCAUCCUGAAUGUCUUGGAGAGUGCCUUCCAAGAAGAGGUGUCCCGGUCUUACACCUACACAAACUCAAUGGCCAUCAAUCAGAGCAAAGACAAGUCUUACUCUGAUGCUGAAGUUUAAAGCCGUUCUUCACAUGAAUAUUGUAUCUGUACAGGGCAGAUAAUUUUGACAUAAUUAUUUCAGAGUGUGGUGA
Thalassophryne amazonica is the source of this 1198-nucleotide messenger RNA. RefSeq names its product chemokine-like receptor 1. The coding region runs from base 1 to 1125 and encodes 374 amino acids. Gene Ontology annotation, molecular function: G protein-coupled receptor activity; complement receptor activity. Gene Ontology annotation, biological process: complement receptor mediated signaling pathway; inflammatory response; positive regulation of cytosolic calcium ion concentration. Gene Ontology annotation, cellular component: plasma membrane. The transcript has a single exon. The record is from RefSeq and is a predicted model, not a curated record. NCBI's taxonomy places the organism in Eukaryota, Metazoa, Chordata, Actinopteri, Batrachoidiformes, Batrachoididae.